This is a messenger RNA of Camelus dromedarius (Arabian camel), 4278 nucleotides long. It is a transcript of the gene ATG13, whose product is annotated as autophagy related 13. Gene Ontology annotation, cellular component: cytosol; phagophore assembly site; Atg1/ULK1 kinase complex. Lineage: Eukaryota; Metazoa; Chordata; Mammalia; Artiodactyla; Camelidae. The coding region runs from base 472 to 2124 and encodes 550 amino acids. Gene Ontology annotation, biological process: piecemeal microautophagy of the nucleus; autophagosome assembly; mitophagy. The record is from RefSeq and is a predicted model, not a curated record. The transcript has 19 exons.
UUCCCCCCGCCUUCGCCGAAGCGGAUGAAAACAAACACUAACGAUGGCGGCGCCGGGAAGCGACCGGCUGCUGGGCUUCAAGCAAGAGUGAUCGGUUGAGUUGUGAGGGAAGCCUUGAAGAGCGCCUGUAGACGUGAGUGUGACAACUUGCGCAGUCUUGGGAGCGAAACACUCGGGGCCUGCGAGCCACGAGGCUCCUGAGGUGUAAGGUAUUAUCUGCGACCCGUGCUGUCACUGCAGCUCCGGAGCGCGGAGCCCUCAGCCAGGAGGCGCAACUGGCCGGCCCCAGGCCCCGGCCUCCGUAAUGAGAGCCACGAGUCACUCUCUGUGUCGCAACUUCGCAGGUGAGGGUGACUGUUGACUAGUGAAAAAAAGGGACCCAAGGUUCACGACUAUCUUACUGGCAGUGGAACGACCUGAGGAAACCUGCGAUCCAUUCUCAUUAAAUAAAUCUCUGGAUUCCUAUAGGCAAUGGAAACUGAUCUCAAUUCCCAAGACAGAAAGGACCUGGACAAAUUCAUUAAAUUUUUUGCCCUCAAGACUGUCCAAGUGAUUGUCCAGGCUCGACUGGGCGAGAAGAUUUGUACUCGUUCAUCUUCAUCCCCAACGGGUUCAGAUUGGUUCAAUUUAGCAAUCAAAGACAUCCCAGAGGUUACACAUGAAGCGAAGAAGGCGCUGGCAGGGCAGCUGCCUGCCGUCGGGAGAUCUAUGUGUGUGGAGAUCUCACUCAAGACUUCGGAGGGAGAUUCCAUGGAGCUAGAAAUUUGGUGUCUGGAAAUGAAUGAAAAGUGUGAUAAAGAAAUCAAAGUUUCCUAUGCAGUGUACAACAGACUGUCAUUGCUGCUGAAGUCUCUCCUUGCUAUAACCAGGGUGACACCAGCUUACAGACUCUCCAGAAAGCAAGGGCAUGAAUAUGUCAUACUGUACAGGAUAUAUUUUGGGGAAGUUCAGCUGAAUGGCUUAGGAGAAGGUUUCCAGACAGUUCGUGUCGGGACAGUGGGCACCCCUGUGGGCACCAUAACUCUUUCUUGUGCUUACAGAAUUAACUUGGCAUUCAUGUCCACCAGGCACUUUGAGAGGACCCCACCUAUCAUGGGGAUUAUCAUUGAUCACUUUGUGGACCGUCCCUAUCCCAGCUCCUCGCCCAUGCACCCCUGCAAUUACAGAACCACCAGUGAGGACACUGGAGUAACAUAUCCUUCUGUGGAAGAUUCUCAAGAAGUGUGUACCACCUCUUUUUCCACCUCCCCUCCAUCCCAGUGUGUGUUUACUGUCACAAAGGCACAUUUUCAGACCCCUCCUCCUGUGGUGACGGACACCCUGAGGGUCCCCAUGGCAGGACUGGCCUUUUCCCAUCAACUCUCAAGCUCUCGCCUUUCCUAUCAGCCUGCUGCCCUGGGCGUUGGAUCAGCUGACCUGGCUUAUCCAGUAGUGUUUGCUGCUGGCUUAAAUGCCACACACCCUCACCAGCUAAUGGUUCCGGGGAAGGAAGGUGGGGUACCCCUUGCUCCCAACCAGCCUGCCCACGGUACCCAAGCUGACCAGGAGAGGGUGGCAACCUGCACCCCUUCUGAUGGCGCCCACUGUGCUGCCACGCCUUCCAGCAGCGAGGAUACUGAAACUGUAUCAAACAGCAGUGAGGGACGAGCCUCCCCCCAUGACGUCUUGGAGACCAUCUUUGUCCGGAAAGUGGGGGCUUUUGUCAACAAACCCAUCAACCAGGUGACCCUGACCAGUUUGGACAUACCUUUUGCCAUGUUUGCUCCUAAGAAUUUGGAGCUGGAGGAUGCCGAUCCCAUGGUGAAUCCUCCAGAUUCCCCAGAGACUACAUCUCCUCUCCAGGGCAGCCUGCUAUCUGAUGGCUCCAGUGGGGGCAGCAGUGGCAACACCCAGGACGACUUUGUUAUGAUCGACUUCAAACCAGCUUUUUCUAAAGAUGACAUUCUUCCGAUGGACUUGGGGACCUUCUAUCGUGAAUUUCAGAACCCGCCUCAGCUGAGCAGCCUCUCCAUAGAUAUUGGGGCACAGUCCAUGGCUGAGGACUUGGACUCACUACCAGAGAAGCUGGCUGUGCACGAGAAGAAUGUCCGAGAAUUUGAUGCCUUUGUAGAAACUCUGCAGUAAAAGUUGGUGUCCUCGAGUACCAGCAGCCUCCCCUUUUUGUGGUCCCAGGAGACAGAGCCUUCCACUCAUCAGCUGCUCCCAUCCCUCAUCCUGCUCCAAGCCAGGUGGGAGGGAGGCUGGUUUCCCCCACAGGGAGACUCAUGGCAGCAGUGAAAGCCAGCGAUAACAUUUAAGAGGACUCACCCUUUGGCCUCCUUCAACGGGGGGGCCCUCUGCUUACACCGCCUUGGGCAACUGCUUCACGAAGGCUGUCAAUCUGCUCCUCCUGCUGGCCCCCUGCCCCGGGUUUGCCCUGCAGCUGGCCCCUCACCAUCAGCCAUUUGACAUUCCAGCUGGUAGCCCAGGGACUGGUGUGGAGGCAGAAAGAGGAAGGAGACAGUGCCAGGGGGAGGGAGGGAGGAAGGGCCCCUUUAGGUCUUUUUUUUCUCCUUUAGUUCUGGUAUCUUCUUCCUCUCUCUCUCUGCCCCGUGCCUGUAUUUUUGGCAACAUGGCAGGCCUCCUGCCCAAGAUGAUGGGAACUCUAAAGUCAGCUGUUCCCACCCUUAAAGGCUGUGCCAGCCCAUCCGAGCAGCCCUGGUGGCUGCCUGUGCUCAGCUACAUAGAAACAGAAUCCUGAGUCUCUAGGAUUCUGUCAUUAGAGUCACAGCAAAGGUUCUUCUCUAUCCUCUCCUCCCUCCCCCUGUUGCUGCUCCUUGGUUAUAGAACAUGGUAAAUAUUUAUUACUUUCAGAGAAAUCAGAUAUUUUAUAGAGAAAGUAUGUUUGAGGUUAGAUGUUUUCACUUGGGGAAGGUGGAGGGCCUCUUCCUGGGGCAGCACCUCCUCCCAUGGAGGUUCCUCAGAUUCGGGGUUGCUGCUCUGAGGAUCUUCCUUCCCGUGUAUAUAUAUAAGGUGGGAUCCAAGAAUGGGGCUGGCUGAGGGCAACAGAACCUCCUAGAAUCGCUGCAUUUGAACUGACAACGGGCUCUACCUUGGACACGUCCAUAUUCCUGACGAGAGCCUGGAAUCUCUCUCCCAAGUGACUGAUGCUGUUCUGGCAGCCCAGGAAGUCUUGGGUGUGAAAUGUGAUGACUCCUCAGAGUUGUGCCACGUGCCGUGCUCAAGGGGCAUUGUGUGUGUCCCGCUGUGGCCCCGGGGAAGGCCAGACAGGCCCCUCUUGGGACACUUGUUCCUGUUUCUCAGAGCUGGGUAAUGGGCCUUUCCUCCUGCCUGGGCCUGGCCACCACCUUUCUUUAACCCCCCCUGAGGUUUACUGAUUGGAUUGGUUUCUUGUUGAGAAACCACAGCUGGGCAUACAAUUGACUUAACCCUUCAGGAAUUGUUACUUGCAAGUCAAGGGCCUAGCGUCACCCACUGACCAUCUGUUCCUUGCAGCCUAACUGGUAGUCGCAGCCAAGGAAAACAAGGCCCACCCCACUCCUCCCGGCCCACCUGGGGUCUUCACUGGCAGCAGCUGUUCUGCAGCAGAGCAGGUGGCCCUCAGUUGCUUGUUAGUAAAUGCAUAUGACAUUGUCCCCACCUGUGAGGCUGAUCUCUGAGGGCUGGGGUCAGCUGUGAUGCUGUCUCAGUCGGGCUGAGCCCUACCUCUGCACAUUCUGCUGCUGCAAAGAAGUGUUCCCAGGGGUGGUGUCCAACUGACCCUCCUGUCUUUGGGCCAGAGCACACCAUGGCCUGCUAAACCAAUCCAGGUUUACCCCCAAGGCCCCAGCACUGAAGGUCCUGGUAAGUUACUGAUUACCCCCACCCCUACCUCACCCCAAUAUCUCAGCCACUGCCCUCCUUCCAAGGCCAAAUGUGAAGAGGCCUGUUAGCCAUUUUCCUCUUUGAUUCCUUAUUGUUGGCCUCUGCAGGCAGCAGCCUUUCUUCAGGACCCCAUCAGUGAGAGGCCAGGGAGGCUGAGCCCUGACUUUUGAGCUGAGCCUGGGAGGAGCAGAACAACUGUCAAGGCCGGCCCUUGCCCCUCAGCCCUGUACAAUGAAAGGUAUGAGCCCUAGACUGACCCCCGCAGCACCCCCGGGGUAGGGCUGGGACCAUCACCUGUCUCCAGGUGGGAGAGCCCCUCCCCCUCCUCCAGCCUACUUUAUUUGGAAAUAUGGAGCUAUACUUUACAAUGUAUUCAAGAGAUUUUCAAUAAAUUUUUUUUUCUGUACUUUACAA